Messenger RNA from Austrofundulus limnaeus, 1946 nucleotides. It is a transcript of the gene tbxta, whose product is annotated as T-box transcription factor Ta. The transcript has 8 exons. Bases 103 to 1389 code for a protein of 428 amino acids. Lineage: Eukaryota; Metazoa; Chordata; Actinopteri; Cyprinodontiformes; Rivulidae. Gene Ontology annotation, biological process: regulation of transcription by RNA polymerase II; mesoderm formation; cell fate specification. Gene Ontology annotation, molecular function: RNA polymerase II cis-regulatory region sequence-specific DNA binding; DNA-binding transcription factor activity, RNA polymerase II-specific. The record is from RefSeq and is a predicted model, not a curated record. Gene Ontology annotation, cellular component: chromatin; nucleus.
CCUGUCCCCCUUGAGGUCCCUGGGGGCCCAUAUAAAUGAGGAGGCCCCAGGGUUCAGAAACCAGUAUGAGCUUGAGGCCACAGCUGUUCCUGACCUGGAAACAUGAGCUCCUCUAACCCGGACCAGCGGCUGGAGCACCUCCUGAGCGCCGUGGAGAGCGAGUUCCAGAAGGGCAGCGAGAAGGGGGACGCGUCGGAGAGGGACAUCAAACUGACCCUGGAGGACUCGGAGCUUUGGAGCAAAUUUAAAGAAUUAACCAACGAGAUGAUCGUCACCAAGACAGGGAGGAGGAUGUUUCCGGUUCUGCGCAUCAGCGUCUCCGGACUGGACCCGAACGCCAUGUACUCGGUGCUGCUGGAUUUUGUAGCCGCGGACAACAACCGCUGGAAGUACGUGAACGGGGAGUGGGUCCCGGGGGGCAAACCGGAGCCUCAGAGUCCCAGCUGCGUCUACAUCCACCCGGACUCCCCGAACUUCGGUGCGCACUGGAUGAAGGCGCCGAUGUCCUUCAGCAAAGUCAAGCUGUCCAACAAGCUGAACGGCGGAGGACAGAUCAUGCUGAACUCCUUACACAAGUACGAGCCGAGGAUCCACAUCGUGAAGGUGGGAGGCAUCCAGAAGAUGAUCAGCAGCCAGUCCUUCCCUGAAACUCAGUUCAUCGCUGUGACAGCGUACCAGAACGAGGAGAUCACUGCUCUGAAGAUUAAACACAACCCGUUUGCUAAAGCCUUCCUGGAUGCCAAAGAAAGUGUUGAUUCCAGGAGCGAUCAUAAAGACGUGUCGGAGCACAGCGCAGACAGCCAGCAGCCAGGAUAUUCUCAGCUUGGAGGCUGGUUCCUUCCAGGUCAGAAUCCCAUGUGCCCCAGCAGCAGCAGCAGCCCCCCUCAGUUCAGCAGCACAGCAGGCCACUCGUCCGGCUCUUACUGUGAGCGCUACUCCAGCCUGAGGAGCCACCGAGCGGCCCCGUACCCCGGCCCUUACCCCCACCGCAGCUCCGGCCCCAACAACUACAUGGACACCAGCUCAGGGASUCUGCCUGCCCACGACAGCUGGUCCCCCCUUCAGAUCCCCAGCUCCACAGGGAUGGGGACCCUGGCCCACACCACCAACUCCAGCUCCAGCUCCAGCCAGUACCCCAGCCUGUGGUCAGUGGCGGGCACCACCCUCACACCUUCAGCCUCCUCCUCCUCCGGCUCCAUACCUGGAGGUCUGACGUCACAGUUCCUGAGGGGCUCCUCCUACACCGGCCUGGCCUCCUCACUUCCUGUCUCCUCACCGUCCUCCAUGUAUGACCCCGGGCUGAGCGAGGUGGGAGUCGGGGACGCCCAGUUUGAGAGCUCCAUCGCUAGGCUCACAGCGACGUGGGCACCUGUAGCACAAAGCUACUGAGGGGGUCUCACUCCAGACAGCCCUGAGGACCCCCGGACUGACAGAUCUUUAUAAAACAUGAUGGGUUCUUGUGACGUCUGCAGUCUGAGUUCUGCAGGAGUCAUUUAACAGAACAGGAAGUAGUUCUCUGAGUCAGUUUGUUCUGAUUUAAUGCAGGAAGCUUUGUUUCAAACAGCCUGAUGAUGACAUCAUGAGAGUUUGUUAGAAAUAAAAUAAAACGGUUUAAAGUCUGUCAUCUGCUGCUCGUUUCUGGAACUAACUUCAUUUUUGUGUUUUUAAUUUUAGUCAGCCUCCACAGGAUGAUUCUUUAUAAAAGAAAGAAAAACUUCAAAAUGUACAUGUGUGUAUAUAGAUUAAAUUAAUGUCUUGUGUUGUCCACAGAAAUGAGCCUUUUACACGUUCAAAGUGCCUUUAAUUCCUGGGAGGAGGUUUGAAAACCAAACAAUGCAUUUUCUGUUCAAACAUCUUGUACAGAAGCUUUUCUCUCUUCUGGAUUCUGCUCUAUGUUUUAUUUAUGCCUUUUAUUAAUGAAUUAAAUAUAUUUGCUUUACAAAAUA